This is a messenger RNA of Penicillium alfredii, 1758 nucleotides long. It is a transcript of the gene ptcF, whose product is annotated as type 2C protein phosphatase ptcF. The record is from RefSeq and is a predicted model, not a curated record. The transcript is spliced from 4 exons. NCBI's taxonomy places the organism in Eukaryota, Fungi, Ascomycota, Eurotiomycetes, Eurotiales, Aspergillaceae. Gene Ontology annotation, molecular function: protein serine/threonine phosphatase activity. Gene Ontology annotation, biological process: protein dephosphorylation. Bases 1 to 1758 code for a protein of 585 amino acids.
AUGCGUCGGGUGGCUGUUCAGGCGCUCCGUAUUGCCCGGCGUGCCCCAGUAUGGACAGCCGGAAAUCGGCCAGGAUCGCUGUCCUUCUCCAACAACCAGGUGCGAGGUCUACGACCAUACUCGAGCGGAAAGCGCACAUCCUUUGUUCCGGCUGCUUUGCAAUCCUCCAUGUAUCUUCGCAAUUUCUCCCUCGCCGUGAUCUCGGCCGCCGUCGCCUCCGGAGCAUGGUAUGCUUAUCAAGGUGACAGCGCCCUUUCGAUGGCAACCCAGGUCCGAGCAUUCGCUUCCAGUGCAAUCGCUUCUGCUUACGCAGAGGACCCAUCCGAGACUCCGAAGCGUGCUGUCCUCGUGGGCAACGACCAGUUCUACACCGCUACGCUCUCCAGCGACCAGCCGCUUUCUAAGAACACCGAUGAUUCCGAUCGCCGGGUCGUGGGGAUGUUAACGCCAGAACAAGCUACGGAGAAACUUCGGAAGAACGAGGAAUCAUAUCUCGUCAAUCGGGGUAAGGGUGUGGUGCGCUACGACAUUGUUCAGGUUCCCAGCAAUUCGCCCAUUGAAGACGACCACGCCGAGAAGAUCGUUCAGGUUUCACCAUCGGUCGCUGCCUCGAAAAAUGGACAGACAAACAGUGACUGGAUGUUUUGGGCAGUAUUCGAUGGGCAUUCGGGCUGGACCACGUCUGCGAAACUGCGGAAUGUCCUCAUCUCGUAUGUCGCCCGUGAACUCAACAUCACUUACAAGACUGCGGCUGCCGACUCCUCGAUUCUGAUACCAUCGUCCGAGGCUGUGGACGCGGCUAUCAAGCAAGGUUUCGUCCGUCUGGACCACGAUAUUGUGCACGAGAGCGUGGACAAAGUACUCAAGUCCAAGUCACGACGGGCCGCGGCUGAGCUCCUGGCGCCCGCUCUUUCGGGCUCAUGCGCUCUCCUGAGCUUCUACGAUUCGCAGUCCCAGAACCUCAAGGUUGCUGUUACUGGUGACUCACGCGCCGUUCUCGGCCGCCGUGGCCCCGGCGGGAAGUGGUCUGCUACGCCGCUGUCGGAAGAUCAAACCGGUGGCACGCCGUCUGAGAUCAAGCGUCUGCGUGAAGAGCACCCCGGCGAGCCCUAUGUCACCCGGAACGGUCGUAUCUUGGGCCAACUAGAGCCGAGUCGUGCUUUCGGCGACGCGGUCUACAAGUGGAGCAAAGACGUUCAAGACAAAAUAAAGCAGCAAUUUUUCGGACGAAGCCCCAGUCCCCAUCUCAAGACGCCUCCCUACGUCACUGCCGAACCCAUCGUCACCACCACCAAGAUGGAUCCCUCCCAGGGUGACUUUGUCGUCAUGGCCACCGAUGGUCUGUGGGAGAUGUUGAGCAACGAAGAAGUCGUUGGUCUGGUCGGUCAAUGGAUCGAAAAUCAGCAAUCUGGCGUUGCCGGUGGCACUGGCAAGUCCUGGCUGCAGGGAUGGUUCGGGUUCGAUGGACAGAAGCAACUGCCUGUCGACACCCCCAAGGUGCCUCGGCCGAAGGCCAGCCCCAGCCGAUUCGUCGUCGAGGACAAGAAUGCAGCGACCCAUCUCGUGCGCAAUGCCAUGGGCGGGAAGGACAAGGAGAUGCUGUGUGCGUUGCUGACGCUGCCCAGCCCGUACUCUCGUCGGUACCGUGACGAUGUCACUGUUGAGGUCAUUUUCUUCGGUCAAGGCCCUGACUCGCGCACCGUCGAGGUCAACCAAGAAGCAAGCGCUGCCGAGGAGAACCCCAAGGCCAAGCUCUAG